Molecule: messenger RNA, 1206 nt
Organism: Carassius carassius (crucian carp)
Lineage: Eukaryota; Metazoa; Chordata; Actinopteri; Cypriniformes; Cyprinidae
Product: nuclear body protein SP140-like protein
Exons: 9
Coding region: 1-882 (293 amino acids)
Biological process (GO): regulation of transcription by RNA polymerase II
Cellular component (GO): nucleus
Molecular function (GO): DNA-binding transcription factor activity, RNA polymerase II-specific; DNA binding; protein binding
Source: RefSeq, a predicted model, not a curated record
AUGUUUGCAUCUCUUAAUUUUCAGAGACAGCUGUUUCUCUCCUCCUCCGAAUCAAACACCUGGAACCAUGCUGACAAUGGUGACAUUGUUGAUAAGGAUGAUAAAGAUAUCAUUGACAUGACCAUGUUCGAAGUUCAAAUUCUACCUGUUACCUGUGGUUCUGACUCUGGCAUCCUACACAAAAAUCGCUUUGCCACAGGGCGCUGUGGGAGAUGCAUAAGAACAAAAGACUUCUGGCUGACACCUGAGGAUUUCAUCAGACUAAACAAACCAGAUGGAAUGUGGAGAAAAGACAUUUUAUCCAGUGGGAUACCUCUUGGGAAACUUAUAAUGAAAAGAGUUUUGGAACUGCAUAUGAUAACCUGCGAUUGUAGGCUCUGUGAAGACCUGGAUCAGGACCUACAGAAUGAUGACAUGUGUUACGUGUGUGAUUCUGAGGAAGAUCUUUUGUGUUGUGACGAGUGUCCACGAGCUUUUCAUUCACGCUGUCACCUACCAGCUGUACAUAAGGACUCACUUGGAAGCCAGUGGAGCUGCACUUUUUGUGUGAUGAAGAAGAUGGAAGGUUCUAAUCAAAAGACCCUACAACACGUUUUGAGCAGUCCAGUCUCUCAGUACACACUGCACUGCCAGUACCUGCUGUUACACCUGCUACACGAGAGCAAGGUUCCAGGAUUCAGUGAGAACAUUUUUGAUCUGGGCAGAAUGAAGCUGAAGUUGGAGAAUAAUGAUUAUCAAACAUUACAGGAGUUUGUCACAGAUAUUGAACUGAUUUUCAACAACUGUUGCACCUCCAGUGAAGGCAGUAACUCGAGUAAAAUGACCUCAAAGCUGAAGGAAGUAUUCAAGAGGGAGUUUGAAACCAUCUUUAAGCUCCUAUAACAUCAUGCUGUGGGAUGUUUGUCAAUAUGUCAGUACUAUUGAAGUAUUGCUAUGUCCACAUAUUAUAAGCGAUGGCUAUUAAGCAUAUUGAAGAAAGGCACAACUCUGGUAUGUUUAAAUACAUUAUUAACAACUAAUUGUUCAAUUUGGAAUUGAACAAGUGUACAAUUUUUGUAAAUGCAGUUGUUACAACCUGAAUAUUUAGCAGUUAAUUUGGUUGUAUAACAGUUUUCACUCCUGUAAUUUACUAAGAACAGGGUAAAGCACUAAAAGGUAAACUGGCGAGCAAAUUUAGCUGCAGUGUGCACAUGGCCAAAGAAACAC